UUCCUCUUAAUUUCCUCCAUUUAAUUAUCUUUCUUUUUUUUUUGUAUUCUUUCUUGAAGUUUCCUACUUUUCCUUUUUUUUCUUUUUCUUAUCGCUCUUCUCCUCUUUUUGUGUAUUUAUAUAAAUUUACUUAUAUCACAAAAAACAUAUAUAUUUUUUUAAAUUGUUAUAAUUAUCCAUGGCUUUGCAUAAACAUCUUAUAGUAAUUCUCUUGGCUUGUUUGAUCAACUCUUGUUAUGCUUAUCAAUUCUAUGUUGGUGGUAAAGCUGGUUGGGUUCCUAAUCCAUCUGAAAAUUACAAUAAUUGGGCUGAAAGAAUGAGAUUUCAAAUCAAUGACACUCUUGUGUUCAAGUACAUGAAGGGAUCAAACUCAGUAUUAGUGGUAAACAAGGAUGAUUAUGACAAAUGCAACACAAAUAAUCCAAUUAUGAAAAUGGAUGAUGGCAAUUCAAUUUUCAAAUUUGAUCAUUCUGGUCCAUUUUUUUUCAUUAGUGGAAAUAAAAAUGAUUGUGAAAAUGGAUCACAAAAAUUAAUUACUGUUAUUUUAGCCAUUAGACCUCCUCCUCCUUCAACUCCGGCGACUUCUCCGUCGGAAUCACCCGCAACAUCUCCUGUGAGUCAAACACCUACUUCAUCACCCGCAACAUCUCCGGCGACUUCACCGGCAACAUCUCCGGCAACUUCUCCAGCAACAUCACCUGGAACAUCUCCAUCAGCAUCACCAUCAACAUCUCCGGCGACUUCCCCGGCAACAUCUCCGGUGACUUCUCCGGCGCCGGCGAGUACAUCGCCUUCUUCAUCGCCAUCAGGGGAGAUAAUUUCACCAUCUCCAUCGGGUGGUUCAUCAUCAUCGUCUCCAAGUUCAUCGAGUACGCCGGGAUCGCCGUUGGAUUCACCGCCAGGAGGCGGCGGAAACAGUCCGCCGGCGGAUAUUGCGGCACCUACCGGCUCAAAUAACUCGGCAGUAAAAGCAUUUACUACAACUUCAGCUGCUUUUGUGUCAAUUUUAUUUACUAUAAUAAUUUUUAUUUCUGCUUAGUGGAAAAUAAAUAAAUUAAACAUAAAAAAUAAAAAAUAGUUUGUUUAUUUAAAAAAAAAAAAAAAAAGUCUUGGUACAUUGAAUUACUGAGAGGUUUAUUAGAUAGAAAGGCAGUGUUUUCUUUUUUAUUUUUAUCUUUUGUUGUUUUUUUAUGGUUAUCAUGGAAUUGAUUUCAUGAGAGUAUAUAAUAAUAAUCAAAGUUUGUUCUUGUUAAUGUAUA
Solanum stenotomum is the source of this 1259-nucleotide messenger RNA. RefSeq names its product early nodulin-like protein 2. The coding region runs from base 179 to 1039 and encodes 286 amino acids. Lineage: Eukaryota; Viridiplantae; Streptophyta; Magnoliopsida; Solanales; Solanaceae. The record is from RefSeq and is a predicted model, not a curated record. Gene Ontology annotation, molecular function: electron transfer activity. Gene Ontology annotation, cellular component: plasma membrane. The transcript has 2 exons.